AGUUCCAAGUUUGGAGCUUUUAGCUGCCAGCCCUGGCCCAUCAUGUAGCUGCAGCACAGCCUUCCCUAACGUUGCAACUGGGGGAAAAAUCACUUUCCAGUCUGCUUUGCAAGGUGUGCAUUUCUAUCUGGAUCCCCUGGAAGUCCAUCUGCUGCCUCGGUCAAGAGAAACUCCACUUGCAUGAAGAUUGCACGCCUGCAGCUUGCAUCUUUGUUGCAAAACUAGCUACAGAAGAGAAGCAAGGCAAAGUCUUUUGUGCUCCCCUCCCCCAUCAAAGGAAAGGGGAAAAUGUCUCAGUCGAAAGGCAAGAAGCGAAACCCUGGCCUUAAAAUUCCCAAAGAAGCGUUUGAACAACCUCAGACCAGUUCCACGCCACCUCGAGAUUUAGACUCCAAAGCUUGCAUUUCUAUUGGAAAUCAGAACUUUGAGGUGAAGGCGGAUGACCUGGAGCCCAUCGUGGAGCUGGGCCGGGGGGCGUACGGGGUGGUGGAGAAGAUGCGGCACGUGCCCAGCGAGCAGAUCAUGGCGGUGAAGCGGAUCCGGGCCACGGUCAACAGCCAAGAGCAGAAGCGGCUACUGAUGGAUCUGGAUAUCUCCAUGAGGACCGUGGACUGUCCCUUCACGGUCACCUUUUACGGCGCGCUCUUCCGAGAGGGGGAUGUCUGGAUCUGCAUGGAGCUCAUGGACACGUCCCUAGAUAAAUUCUACAAACAAGUGAUCGAUAAAGGCCAAACAAUCCCAGAGGACAUCUUAGGGAAAAUAGCAGUUUCUAUUGUAAAAGCCUUAGAACAUUUACACAGUAAGCUGUCUGUCAUUCACCGAGAUGUCAAGCCCUCCAACGUGCUCAUCAACGCCCUGGGGCAGGUGAAGAUGUGCGACUUCGGCAUCAGCGGCUACCUGGUCGACUCCGUGGCUAAAACCAUCGAUGCCGGAUGCAAACCGUACAUGGCUCCUGAGAGAAUAAACCCAGAGCUCAACCAGAAGGGAUACAGCGUGAAGUCCGACAUCUGGAGUUUGGGCAUCACCAUGAUCGAGCUGGCCAUCCUCCGGUUCCCCUACGACUCGUGGGGGACUCCUUUCCAGCAGCUCAAACAGGUGGUGGAGGAGCCGUCGCCGCAGCUGCCCGCAGACAAGUUCUCCGAAGAGUUUGUUGACUUUACCUCACAGUGCUUGAAGAAGAAUUCCAAAGAAAGGCCAACAUAUCCAGAGCUUAUGCAACAUCCGUUUUUCACCCUACACGAAUCCAAAGCGACAGACGUGGCAUCUUUUGUAAAAUCGAUUCUUGGAGACUAAAUACCAUGGACUCCAUCGGUUGACCCUCCUGUGGAUUGGUGGGUUUACAGGCUGAUGUUCACUAAAGCGCCAAUAGAAACUCAUCUUUGAGAUAAUUUAACCCUGCCUCUCAGAAGGUUUUUUUUCUCCCCAUUUUCUCUUUUUUUUUCCCCCUCCAAAGGGGGCCUUGGAAUCUAUAGUUAUAGAAUGAACUGUCUAGAUGGAUGAAAUAUGAUAAAGCUUAGGACUUAAAAAGGUGAUUAAAUAUUUAAUGAUGUGUCAUAUGA
This is a messenger RNA of Dama dama (fallow deer), 1559 nucleotides long. It is a transcript of the gene MAP2K6, whose product is annotated as mitogen-activated protein kinase kinase 6. The coding region runs from base 289 to 1293 and encodes 334 amino acids. The transcript has 12 exons. NCBI's taxonomy places the organism in Eukaryota, Metazoa, Chordata, Mammalia, Artiodactyla, Cervidae. The record is from RefSeq and is a predicted model, not a curated record. Gene Ontology annotation, biological process: MAPK cascade; protein phosphorylation. Gene Ontology annotation, molecular function: MAP kinase kinase activity; ATP binding.